AUAGCCGCAUAGGAAUGACUCUCUCUCUCUCUCUCUUAAAAAAAAGAAAAAAAAGGAAAAAGAAACUGUAACUCCAGCAUUCCAACCAUUAGCUUCAGCAAACCCUAAACCUUUGACCUCUUUGAUGGCCGAAUCGUCCACUCAAUCAAAUUCAAAACGCCAGACACUCUCUCCCGGAAAAGAUGCAGUGGUCGACAGGAUUAGUAGUCUACCGGAAUCUCUUCUCUGCCACAUUCUCUCCUUCCUUCCAACCAAAGAGUCAGUCGCCACUAGCAUUUUGUCAACCAGGUGGAAGCUCCUUUGGACUCUCGUCCCAAAGCUAGACCUCGACAGUGAUACUAUUACCACUUCGGAGCUUUCAGCUGAUUAUGAUGAUGAUGAUGAAGAUGACGAACGUGAGAUCAUGUUUGCACAUAUUGUGUCAAGCGUUUUGGCUCAACAAGAAUGUGGAGAGCUCCAAACUUUUCGGCUUCAAUGGAAAUUUGGGUGGGACGGUUCCCAUCUCGACGCAUGGCUUGGCUCUGCUGCUGCUCGUAAAGUCAAAGAACUUGAUCUCGACAUUUUUACUGAUAGGGAGGAAAAUCUGAAUUUGCCUCCAAGCUUUUUCUCUUGCAGGACAUUAGUGGUUCUGAAAUUAACUGGUACUAUUGAUAUUGAUAUUGAUGUUGAUACCCCUUCAUUAUCGUUUUAUUUCCCGAGCCUAAAGAUCCUGCAUUUAGUACGUAUUUUGUUGCCGAGUAUCAUUAAUUCACAAGAACACUCUUUCUUGAAACUCCUUUCUGGCUGCCCUGUCCUCGAAGAUUUGUCAUUUACAACUGACCAUUUUGAGGGUGAGUAUAAAUUAUGUGUACCCACGCUGAAACGCUUAAGUAUCAGCGGUAUUAAUGACUCUGAUUAUGAACUCGAGAUAAACGCCCCAGCUCUUGAGUACUUUGAUUUCGAUGGUGAUCUACGCUACAUCAAAUUCUAUGAAAAACCAAACAACCUAGUUCAGGCGGAUGUCUGUACUUAUAGAUUUGACGAUGACUAUACUUCUAUAUUUGACGAUGUCUAUACUUCUAUAUUUGACUAUGAAACUGAAGAAUUUUACAGGACAUGGGUGUUCAAUAUUUUUGCUGCACUGAAUAACGUCAAAUUCCUCUCAUUUUCUUCAAGUGGCACGGAGUGGCACAACUUGGGAAAUAUUUACCCUUCCUCAUUCCAGAAUUUGGUGGAACUAAAAUUUAAAGUGAAUGGUUGUAGCUGGAAUGUGCUACAAUACUUACUCCAAAAAGCUCCUAAUCUAGAAACUCUUGUUAUUACUAGGGGUUCUGAUUUCGUUGAAAGCAACUUAUAUUGGAAGGAGCCACAAUAUGAUCCUGCUAAUCUGUCAUCACUCACAAGUUUUUAUUACAGAGGAUUUAAAGGUUUGAACGAUGAAGUGGAACUUGUGAAAUAUGUUCUAAAGGAGGCAAGAGUUUUGAAGACAGCAACAUUUCAAGUUUCUAGUGGAGAGUCGAAGGAAAGUGUUCUUGAGAAACUAUCAAUGUUCCCGAGGUGCUCAACAACAUGUCUACUUAGAGUUGAAUGAGGUCAGUGUAUGGCUACAUCUACAUGGCACCUCCUUUCAUGCCUAUUUGCCCAGUUUUGUUUGCCUUAUGUAAGUAAGCACAACUGCAGUACCCAAUAUACUUCCAUUAGGGUGAGAUAUACUAAGAUGCACUUCUUAUUGUAGAAAAAAAAAUGAUAAAGUAAGAUCUCAAAAGUAAAUGCCUUAGGAAGGUUUUGGCUUACUAAUGGUAGUAUUUAUUAAAUAGUUGUGUAAGUCCUUUGUCUUUUAAUUGUGUUAUUGAUUCUUGGGGGAAAUGUGUUGAUGAUCCAUGUUUAGUUUAUCAUCCAUAAAAAUGGUAUUUGUUACUCUGAGAACCUGGUUGUGGUCUGUACAUAACACCCUUAUCUUGAAUGUGUUUGGCUUUUGAUUAAGAAGCUACUAUAACAAAAAAAAUUAGAUGGUUCUAA
This is a messenger RNA of Quercus robur (English oak), 1998 nucleotides long. RefSeq names its product putative FBD-associated F-box protein At3g50710. Gene Ontology annotation, molecular function: protein binding. The transcript is spliced from 4 exons. The record is from RefSeq and is a predicted model, not a curated record. The coding region runs from base 125 to 1570 and encodes 481 amino acids. Lineage: Eukaryota; Viridiplantae; Streptophyta; Magnoliopsida; Fagales; Fagaceae.